AUGAGUGAUUCCGGUAAACUUCCAAACUUGGCUUCCGAUGCCGUGUUGAAACAAUCAGUGCCUGUGCCAGAUGAUUUUGUUGAAGUUUCUGGUAUUGACUACCUGAAGGACUCUGCAUAUAACAUGACUGCAAAAGACUUGAUCUCAUCGAUGAGUCGAAUGGGUUUCCAAGCCAGCUCUCUUGCGCAAGCAUGUAAUAUAAUAGAUGAGAUGAGGAGUUGGAGAGGUAAGCACAAGAGUGAAUUACCAGAACAUGAACAAGUUGGAGAAUUUGACGAUGAAGGAAGACAAAAGACUACGGUGUUUUUAGGGUAUACUUCAAACUUGAUUUCUAGUGGAUUAAGAGAUACUUUAAGAUUUCUUGUGCAGCAUAAGAUGGUGAGUGGUAUUGUGGCUACUGCAGGUGCAGUUGAAGAAGAUUUAAUCAAGUGCUUGGCCCCUACGUAUAUGGGCGAUUUCACAUUACCAGGGAAGGGAUUGAGAGAUCAGGGAAUGAAUAGGAUUGGGAACUUGUUGGUGCCUAAUGACAACUAUUGUAAGUUUGAAGAGUGGAUUGUACCUAUAUUUGAUAGAUUACUUGAGGAGCAGCAAGAGGCAGUAAAGAAGGAAGGUGAUGGUGUCCUUGAUGCUGGUUCUAGUGCUAUUCUCACGCCGUCCAAGAUUAUUGAUCGUUUGGGUAAGGAGAUUAAUGAUGAGACUUCGGUGCUUUAUUGGGCACACAAGAACCAAAUUCCUAUUUUUUCACCUGGUUUAACCGAUGGGUCCAUAGGUGAUAUGUUAUUUUUCCAUACAUUUAAAGCUUCGCCCCAUCAGUUGAGGUUGGACAUUGUUGCAGAUAUUAGAAAGAUCAACUCAAUGGCGAUGUCGGCAUCAAGAGCAGGGAUGAUCAUAUUGGGAGGUGGUUUGAUAAAACACCACAUUUGUAACGCAUGUUUAAUGAGGAACGGUGCCGAUUACGCGGUGUAUAUUAAUACGGGCCAGGAAUUUGACGGAUCCGAUGCGGGUGCCAGACCCGAUGAAGCAAUAAGUUGGGGUAAGAUCAAGGCUGAUGCUAGAUCAGUCAAGGUUUAUGCAGAUGUCACCUUGGUAUUUCCAUUGAUUGUUGCUGCCACUUUUGCUAGCGAAAAAGGAAAGUAG
Messenger RNA from Lodderomyces elongisporus, 1137 nucleotides. It is a transcript of the gene DYS1, whose product is annotated as deoxyhypusine synthase. Gene Ontology annotation, biological process: peptidyl-hypusine biosynthetic process. Gene Ontology annotation, molecular function: deoxyhypusine synthase activity. The record is from RefSeq and is a predicted model, not a curated record. The coding region runs from base 1 to 1137 and encodes 378 amino acids. The transcript has a single exon. Gene Ontology annotation, cellular component: cytoplasm. Lineage: Eukaryota; Fungi; Ascomycota; Pichiomycetes; Serinales; Debaryomycetaceae.